CUGAAGAUGACGCGAACGAAGUGGAUUACCUGCUUGGCGGUGCUUGGUUGGGCCACGGUGGAGGGCGGUUGGGUGGCACCGCCACCCAAUCCCAACGAGGAGAUCAUGAACCGACUGCUGGGCUACAUGGACAACAAGGCGGAUCUCUGCAAGGACUACCAGAAAUAUGCCGGUGGGAAGUACAUGGAGAAGCACGAGGGAGACAACUACAGCGAGCUGUUGGGCGAGAUGCAGUCGAAGGUUGAGGAUCGGUUCGCCACGAUUUUCGAGGCGCUCAGCACCCAGAUCCUCCUCGACCCGGAGAGUGUGGAGGCCAAGGUGCUGCGCUUCUAUCAGACCUGUCGCACGGCCAACGAGACAACCCGCUCGGAAAGGCACUACCUGGAGCUGGUGGAGCCGGACCUGACCUUCACCUGGCCGCAGUUCGCCAGCAGUCGUAGGGCCUGGCCCAAGACCCAGUUCCAAUGGAUGCUGACCCUGGCCCGACUGCGUCGCUUUGGCUUUGAUAACCUGCUGGUCAAGGUGAAUGUGAAACUGGACUAUGUGGACAGCAGCAAGUAUAUGGUGACGAUAGAGAGACCCACUUUCGACUAUUCCACGGACAAGCUGCAGGUCUUUUCCAUGACCAAGAGGCUGUUGAUCCGACUGGGUGUGGACAGUGGUCGAGCCGCCUCUCUGGCCAGGAGUAUCAGACGUUUGGAGAAGGCGAUUAGGGCCCUGGCCAAUGUGGAGGACGAGCCCAACGACGACCUGACCCUGCGCGAACUGGAGGGCCAGAACGGAUUACCCUGGCGAGAGUACCUGCGCAUUGUUUUCGGCCGCACCUUCCCCGAGAACUACGAGGUGCAGAUCGAGAACGUGGACUACUUUGUGGAGCUGAGCAAUCUGUUGAAGACCUACGACUCCGAGGUGAUUGCCACCUAUAUGAUGGCCAAGUUCGCACGCUUUAUGAAGGACACCAGCCAAAGUGACAAGGACAAUGUGGCCUUGGACUGCGUCAAGGAUGUGCGUCUCCACAUGGACUUCGGCAGCAACUUCGUGUACGAGAGCAAGUACUUCAGCCACUAUGACACGGACGUGCAGCAACUUUUCAAUGCCGUGAAAGCUCCACUUCUGGCCAAGAUCGACGCCAACCGACUGAGGCUGAGCCCCAGGCAGCGCGCUUACGUAAAGCAGAAAAUCGAGGCCAUGAAGCUUAACCUGGGAAACAAACCCAAGGAUCAGAAUCACCGCGCAUUUGUGACCAACUUCUACAGGGAUCUGAGUUUGGCCAAGGAUCAGGACUACGCAGCUGCCCAGCUUAAGGUACUGGAGGUCCGGUCAAGCCGUGUCCUGGAGCUGCUGAACCAGCCAGCUGUCAAGGGCAAUAGUUUCUACCACCUGGAGAACACCGUAAUGACCUCCAGUCCAGAACCCUUCUACCUAAAGAGGGUGAACACCAUUGUGCUGCCCACCGACAUUCUGCAGUCGCCCUACUUUGACCCCCAGAGCCACGACAUAUUCAAGGUAAGCUUCCUGGGCUUCAUGCUCGCCCAGAGGCUGAUGGAGGCCCUAAUGCCCGACGAAAUAGUCUACGAUGCCGAUGGGAAUCCCAACGAAUUGCUUGUCGGCCUCGCUGAGAACCAGAACUAUGUGCAGUCCCUAAACUGCCUGAAGAGAAGUCAUACGGAUUACCUGGACCAGAGAGUGGUGGACGUGUCGGCCCUCAACUUGGCCUACGAGACCUACUUCGGAGCGGGUUCCAAGUACAGCCAGGCACAGCCGACCUUCACCAGGCUGCCCCUGCAGCAGGUGUUCUUCCUGAACUACGCCCAGAACCUGAUCGGAGACGAGGAGUACGUGGACUUCAGCUCGGCUUCCACGGACAAGGUUCGACUUCAUCAUACCCUGGCGAAUCUGCCGAGCUUCGGGCAGGCCUACAGCUGUCCUUCGGGGGGCUUGAACCCCUCUUCCAGGUGUGCUGUCUGGUAAUCCCCAUCCCGUGAUCCCACUUGACGAACAUGUUUUAAAUAAAAUAUAUAAUCUAACAGUU
Molecule: messenger RNA, 2032 nt
Organism: Drosophila biarmipes
Lineage: Eukaryota; Metazoa; Arthropoda; Insecta; Diptera; Drosophilidae
Product: membrane metallo-endopeptidase-like 1
Exons: 1
Coding region: 7-1971 (654 amino acids)
Biological process (GO): protein processing
Cellular component (GO): plasma membrane
Molecular function (GO): metalloendopeptidase activity
Source: RefSeq, a predicted model, not a curated record